Molecule: messenger RNA, 432 nt
Organism: Parnassius apollo (apollo)
Lineage: Eukaryota; Metazoa; Arthropoda; Insecta; Lepidoptera; Papilionidae
Source: the annotation of a GenBank genome assembly
AUGAGAAGUUAUCGGGAGUUCUUAAACUUGAGAUUAAGUUUAAGAACUCCCGAUAACCUUUCAUCUGGCCGUGCUAUUUGUUCAAAUCUUGCAAUAAAAGCUGACUUUUAUGAAAAAUUAGAAGAAACAUUAGUUGCUUAUAACUUGAUGAAUUGUCCAGAAAGGAUAUGGAAUUGUGACGAAACAGGUCCUAUGUAUGUCAACAAAGCUUCUAAGAUUGGAACUAAAAUAGACAAAAAAUACGUUUACAAUAGAACGUAUGCUGAAAAAGGCACUACAACCACCGUGCUAGCAUAUGUUAAUGCAGCUGAGAAUUUUAUUCCCCCUUUAGUGAUUUUCAAAGGAGUAAGAAAUACUCCGGAACUAUCGAAUGGUUCUCUGCCAAACAGUUUAACCCGACUGUCACAAAAGGGCUGGAUAAAUGCAGAUUAA